AUGAAAACAGAAGAGAUCAAGGAUUCAAUGGAUAAGCCAGAUGAACAUUCAUGUGAAAAACAGAAACAGGUUGACCUUAUCAUUAAAGAUAGAAAGCAUCGAAGGUAUGAUGACGACACCAGUGAAGAGACUGAGCCAAGCGAACCAAAGCGUCACUGUUUACCUGCUCAUGGUGCAACCGACGAGGAGAAUGCAAAGUCCAAUCAUGAUUUCAAGCAUUGGCUAGUGUUUACUGUAGUAACAGCUGGUCGACAAGGCUCCGAGUUGGGAUCAGACCAAACACCACUGAUUCAAUUCAACGGAAUACUCGGGGACUUCUAUGCGAACCAGAUUCUUGAUCGGAUCACGUUAAAUAUUCAUCCUGAAAGCUACACUCGAUCUCACCAGUCAUCAGCUGACUUGACAAGUCAAAUACCUCAGUCACAGCCAACUACUACUACUAAUGUUAUCUUCCAUAACACCAGAACUGAUGGUCAUACCCAACCUGAUUUGGAUAUGUACGACAAUGCAUCGGACCAAUCACCAGCCGUCAAUACGUCGACAUUGAGUUCUACAACAGAGACAGGCAAAUUUGGCUCAACAAUCAAUCAUGUGAAUAUAUCAACUGAGGCAUUACAAGCUGCUGGAUUUCAAGACACUAUAGACACUGAAACAAUUGGUUUGACUUUUAAAGAAGCAAUCACAAAGGUUUUAUACUGGUUAAAAGAUAAUGGUGUAUUCAAUGACCAGUCAAACGAUGAUCACUCAAGUAUCCUGUUGAUCUCAGAGAAUCACCAAUCAGUACGCAAUGUACUACACGCUGAAGCAGCCUAUCGUGGUUUUGAUCAUGAAUUAAUGAAUCGCUCACCUUGGCUAAUGUACAUAGAACUGAUUGAGCAUUGUCGUCAUUUUCUUCAACGUUUCAGCGUUUUUAAUAAUGAUAUUGUUGGUAAUAAAGACAAAAGCGGUACAAGUGGACAACAAGGAAGUAAAGAAGACCAACUUCAAAGCCUUUUUGACAUAGCUCAUGCAUUAGGUAUUCCAUGGGAAGAGACAAAGUUGGCCUCGAAUAAAGCUGAAGCAAUGGCGCGUAUAAUGAUUGAACUCAAUGAGAAAGGUUAUCGAGUGAAAGAUCCCGAGUUUGUGCGCUACACUUAUGAACACAAAACAUUUUCACGUAAGUUGAAAAUAGACGACAGUCAAGUUGUUGAAGUACGUCAAGUUCCAUGGACUGCAACACCAGCUACAAUAGCACACUAUUUCGCUGGUUUGAAUGUAUCUCCUGGUGGUGUGGCUAUUCGUUUAACAGAUGGACGACGGAGUAAUACAGCUAUUGUAGCCUUUGACAAUUCGAUAAAUGCUCAACUAGCCAUAGCGAGGAAUCAGCAUCAACUAUGUGGUUCAUUGGUUACAGAGAUUGUAAAUAAUGCAUCAGAUGUAUAUAGUCUACCAUUGUACACCAAUAAUAUUACUACGAACAAUAACAGUCGAAAUGAGUGGCCGAUGAUGGAUACCUUGCAGCAAUCUUCAGGUAUAACUGCUGUCAGACCGAUGUUCCUACAGAUUCAUCCUGCUACUGGAAGAGAAUUUGUUCAGUGUACUGGAUGUGAUCAAGAAUGUGUAACAAGCUUUUUAAAUCAACUGAAAAAUGGAGAACAAGUUGUCGUACGUGUACGUGGCCUACCGUAUACAACUACCAAGAAACAGAUUGUGGAAUUCUUUAAAGCUGUUCAAGCACAGGUAAUGCUGGAUGAACAAGGAAUAUAUUUGGUUAGUUAUCUUGAUCGACGUCCAACUGGUGAUGCAUUUGUGUUAUUCUAUGAUGAUUAUGUUGCGACAAAAGCGUUAACACGUCAUAAAGACUAUUUAGGUGAUAGAUAUGUGGAAUUGUUCAAAGCAUCACCAUCGGAAAUGGUUCAGGUUUGUUAUAAUGUGACACAAGUUCAUAGUUCACCAUCAUCGCAUAAAAAUCACUCAGCGCUGUUAGAUUUUCAAUCUAAUGGAAGAAUAAAUACAACACUAUCAAGUAAUACAGUAACCCUAACCCCUGGUAAUUGUUCAAAUUUGGUCAAUUUCAUGAAUAGUAAUAAUAAUAAUAAUAUGAAUAACACUAGUCACAAUAAAGAAACUCAUUUAAAUUCAACAUUACCCCCUUUGAAAACAGUGAUGAAUUCUGCAACUUUAUCAAAUGUAGCAAAUCUUUGGGGUAAUACUGGUGUAAUCCCCUUAUGUUUAACUCAAAACUUGUUAAAUAUCAAUGGGACAGAAUUGGAUUCAAUAGGCUUAAACUCUACUCGGAUACCAAAUAGUACAUCUAAUAUAUCACCAUCUAUCCAAUUAAUUCCAUCAACUGAUUCAUCAGCCCAAAUUCAUCUUCUAUCAGGUAUACCUAUAACAAAUCCAAUUAUUUGUGAUUUAACUGAUCCAACAGAUCCUGAAUGUCCAUUUGCAAGACCAUUACCAAUUGGUGGAGCAUGUGCAAUGGUUCAAUUGAAUGAACUACCUUUGGAAACAUCUCGACAUGAUAUACGAUUAUAUUUAGGUCCAGCUAAUUUUGCUAAAGUUUAUCGUAUGCGAAGAAUGGAGACUGCACCAAACAGCCAUACAACCUCUUGGUUAUUAUCAUUAAUCAAUACCACAGAAGCAAUUCAAUUUAUUCGUGAUCUGGUCACUAGAUCAUUUACACUAACUAACCAACAAUUUAAAGUAUUACCAAAUAUACCAACAUUUGCGUUGUACAAUGUAAGUCCAGGUGGAAAAUUGUCAGUGAUUAUUUUAUCAGAUAUUGUAUUUGGUAUCCCAUUGCAUAGAAUACAUCCAACAUCAUGCAUGAAAACAACUAAUACCAAUUCAAUGAUCAAUCCCAGCUUUAAUUGGUCACAACAAUCAGUAAAGCUUCCAAUAACUACAAAAUAUGAGGAUCAGAAUAUAUUCAAUGCUGUCACUCCUCACCUUCGACUGCCAGAUCCCAGCUUAACGUUGAAACGAUUAACUCUGCCCAUCAGGAAUCUUGAUAUGUCACAGUUUGUCAACUCCUUACCUGGUCUCAAUCUUCAAUCAUCAAUCACUCCACAGGAUCAUGACAGUUUACUGAUACCAGCCAGUUUCUUGCCUUCAGUCAAUCAUGUCAAUCCAAGUAUUCUGUUGGAGCCUAAACCUUCAUCGUUUAUCAGUGAUAUAUCAAACGCUCAAAAUCAUUGCAGUCUACCUGGCCUAACAGCAUCUAUGGUUAUGCUGACCGGUGCACCAGCCGAUGCUACACAAGAAGAAUUGGCAUCCUUUUUUAAUCCUGUCAGGAAUUUAUUGACGACCCAACCAUACUUCGUACCAUUUCAGUAUCAGCCAAACGGAACGGCUAACUUUUUAGCCAACUUUAACAGUCCAUUAGAUGCUCAAACAGCUGUACACUACUGUCCAAAUGGCAGCCUGAGAUCAAGUCAGUAUGUUAUUGGAGCAGCAUGUUUAGUCCCUCCAGUGAAUAUAACAACCAAUACAAACUGUGUCAACACACCAGUAACUAUGGUACCAAUGUUGGCAUCAAACAAUUUAAUAAACUCUUCAUGUCUCCCACAGAGUGAUCCCCUCAGUUCAGGAAUUCUUUUUAUACCAUCCUCCUCCUGCUCAUCAUCAUCAUCAUCAUCAUCAUCAUUAUUUUCAUCAUCGUCAGUAGCAGCAGCAACAUCAUCAAUUCACCAAAAUCAAUCACAUUUCCACUGA
This is a messenger RNA of Heterobilharzia americana, 3696 nucleotides long. The record is from the annotation of a GenBank genome assembly. NCBI's taxonomy places the organism in Eukaryota, Metazoa, Platyhelminthes, Trematoda, Strigeidida, Schistosomatidae.